AUGAAAUACACUAUUACACGACAAUUUUCAUUUACUAAUGAAAAAUUUGAAAUUAUUAGUGAUUCAAAAACAGUUUGUACAGUUAAAGCAACACCGUCGAAAGAUUACAAAGGACAAUUCAAUAUUAAAUUAUCAAAUCUUACCAAUAAGACAAUAGGAAAUAAUUCUUGUAUUGUUGAACCUGAUGAAAAUCAAUCACGAAAUUAUUUUAUUUAUUCGAUAAAUCAUCAAUCAAAUGAAAAACUUCUUUUUGGUCAAUUAUUUUAUGAACUCUGCAAUUUUAAUGAUUAUCUUUAUAAAAUUAUUAUUGGAGAAAAAUUAUAUACGGUCAGAAGUUCAGAUUUAAGAAAUCGUCGUUUAGCUAUAAUUGAUAUACUUCAAUCAAAUAAUUCUUCAAAUACAGAUGAAAAUACAACAUCAAAUUAUCCUGAAACAUUAUUUCAAGUUAUUGAUUCAUUUUCAAAGACAACAAAGAAAUAUCAUGUUAAUAUUCAUAAGAAAGAAUGGCCAUUAGGUUAUCUUGCUAUUACUAUUUUACUUCAUCUUCAUGAAUCUCGACGAGAUAAAAACUAA
This is a messenger RNA of Rotaria sp. Silwood2, 573 nucleotides long. Lineage: Eukaryota; Metazoa; Rotifera; Eurotatoria; Philodinida; Philodinidae. The record is from the annotation of a GenBank genome assembly.